AUGACAAGCAUUUCCAACAUUCUCUCCUUGCCGUUUCGCAAAUCGAAUCACAUUUCUUUGUCGACCGCCAUUCGACAGUACAUCAACACGAAAUAUGACCAACAUCCAGACAUGUUCCGUCAGGACCUGGAGACGAUAGACAGCCUCCGUCGCAAUGCUGUCAACGUGCGCGACCCGCACCCGAGCGGCAUCAAGGAGCUGCAGACAUAUGCGGGACAGCUCAUGUGGAUUGGCGGAAAGUUUCCGAUCGAUGUAAGAACGCCGCAAGCUCUUCAAGUCGUCCAAAGAAAGUAUAGAGCAGGAAAGCUGAUCGUAGACACUGUGUUUCUCUGCAGAUCGGCGCCGAAUUCACAUGGCGUCAAGAAGGCUGUGCCGUACUUCAACCUGGCCGCGGGCGUCCUGUCGUACAUGCAGAAAGAGGUCCUGCCCGAGCUGCGCAUGUCGGAUCCGCCCGAGGACAUGGACACACAUACGCUCGAGGCGCUGAUUCAGCUUCUUCUGGCGCAGAGCCAGGAGUGCUUCUGGAAAAAGGCCGUCAUGGACGGGACGUACAAAGAUGCCAUCAUCGCGAGGCUGGCGGCACGCGUUUCGGAUCUCUACAGCACGGCGGGGGAUGCGGCCAUGAAGAGCGAGGCGAUCAGCUCGUCGUGGAUCCACCACAUGAGCGCGAAGCACCACCACUUUGCAGGCGCGCGCAGUACCGUGCUGCAUGCGAUUGCUUGGAAAAGAAGAAAGGCACGCGGGGGUUAUGUCAGCAAGACGAUCAUCGAGGACCUGAACGGACUGAAGAGGAAAGUCGAAGAGGACCUGAAGCGAGCGGAGAAGGACAAUGAUUUGAUCUACAUGGACCCCGUUCCGCCCAAACCAGAAUUGAAGCUCCUCGACCGGGCUGACAUGGCCAAGAUCACGGUUCCCCCUCAGGUUGCCAACCCCUUCGACUACUUUGGCGACCAGGCCGAGUUUGGUCCCGCGUUGUUCUCCAAGCUUGUUCCCUUCGCCGUUCACGCCGCUAUUACUAUCUACGAGCAGCGCCGCGAUCGUCUCGUAAACCAGAGCAUAAUCCAGAACUUGGAGGAUCUCACGGAAAGGCUGCACACGAUGCUGAGCUCCAUUAACCUUCCGGGCUCCCUACAGGCUCUGGAGAAGCCACUUGGCUUGCCGCCAAGUCUGGUACAACACGCCGAAGAAAUCCGACAAGCCGACGCGAUAGGCCGCAUUCAACGGGCGUUUUCUGAUAUCGACAAACUGCGAUCAGCAGACAUUGCUGUCUUUGAUGAAGGCAAGUCCAUGCUGGCCGCGGAGGAAGAGGAGGAUGCUCGUCGACGGGCCAAAUUUGGCACAGACCGAUGGACAAGGCCAGACAGCCGCAGCGACCCUCGCGGCGCGCAGCUCUGGGCCCAAGUGGCCGAGAUCGACGGCUACUUUGCGAGCAGCACCAGCAGCGACGAGGUUGUGCGCGACAAGUUUGGACAAACACAAGACCUCCUUGAGCUCCUGUCCGCACCGGAUCGCGUUCUCAUGGAUUACGUCCCUUCGAGCCGACGCAUGGACAUCGCCGAGCCCCUGAAGCCGGUCAUAGGACGGCUGCGCGGUGCGUACAACGACGUCCUGCGUCUGGAGUCUCGUCGCAGGAAAAAGGUGGAGGCCCUGCGCGACAAGUGUCGUAACGACGACAUCAAGCCGGAGAUUCUCAAGGAAGCGGCGCGACUCGAAAGGACCGACGACUGGACAAAGCUCUACGAGCCAGAACUCGAAGGCGUCGAGAAGGAGGACGCUGAGCAGGAACGCAUGAUGACCGAGAUUGAGCGCGUCAACCGCGAAAUUCGAGAGCCAGCGAAAGAGCAGCAUCGGCGGGGAACCGCGGAGCGUGAGCAAGCCCUCCAGCGACUCGACAACGCGUAUUACAAGUACAAGGAGAUUGUCAACCACCUCGAUGUCGGGCGCAAGUUCUACAAUGACCUCAGCAAGGUUGUCGGGCAGAACUUCCGGGAUCCGGUCAAAGUAUGGGUGUCGGAGCGGCGCAUCGACGCCAAGAGCCUCGAGGAGGAACUCAGCAUGCCGCCGCUCGGCUCGCUCAGCAUGAACAGAACACCUGUUGCUUCGCCACCCGUGUCGAGCUACCAGGCCGAGCAGCAGCAACACGCAAACUCGUACUUUGGCUCGAACGCCGGUCCCGCUGCCAAUACGCACGCGCAACGGCCGCACCAGCAGGUCCACAGCCCGCCCGCCGAAGCGCAUGUGCAGUCCUGGGCCGGCUCUACUGUCGAGCCGCAGCAGCCGCAACCCGUGCCGCCCGUGUCGAACAUGUGGACGCCGGACAUGGGUAUCCGAUUUGGAGGGCCCGCCGGCGGACAUGGCGCGGCUGCGCCGGCCGCCCAUCCGCCGGGACCAAGGCAGGCCUCGGGCGGGACGUGGGAUCCCAACUCGGGCAUUCGUUUCGGCUAG
This is a messenger RNA of Verticillium alfalfae VaMs.102, 2445 nucleotides long. RefSeq names its product pH-response regulator protein palA/rim-20. The transcript is spliced from 7 exons. The record is from RefSeq and is a predicted model, not a curated record. NCBI's taxonomy places the organism in Eukaryota, Fungi, Ascomycota, Sordariomycetes, Glomerellales, Plectosphaerellaceae. Bases 1 to 2445 code for a protein of 814 amino acids. Gene Ontology annotation, cellular component: endosome. Gene Ontology annotation, molecular function: protein binding.